GGCAACCAUGCCAACCUGUACGGACAAUCCAUCUGAGUACUCUAAAGACCAAUUGAGAAAUCUGUUAAUUUCACAUAAUGUACUUCUGCCUCAGGGUGAUCAGAGAAAAGCAGUCUAUUUGCAGCUCUACCUCAAGCAUAUUCUCCCUAAAGAAAAGGAAUCUGCUGACUUUUCAAGCGAUGAUGAGGACAUGUUAUCAGAGAAUGAUCUUCUGCCUGUUUGGGACCACGAGGAAAAGAGCAGUGACAAGAUGGACUUAAAAAGCUUGAGUGACAGUGAGCUAAAGGAACAGCUGAAGAAACAUGGGGUCAACCCGGGACCCAUCUUACCCACCACCAGGACCAUUUAUGAAAAGAAGUUACAGAAACUACUUGAAGAAAACCAGGUGAAAGAAAAUGGAGGUGGACGUGAGGACCAGUAUUCAGACAAUGAAGAUGAAGGUUUUCAGGUGAAGAAUCUGAUGGACAUGAGAUGUGAGCUGAAUGGGGAAAAAUCAUCUGGAUUUGACAGCUGCAGCCAAAAAAAUAUCCCUGCAUGCCUUGCAGCCGAAUUUAAUCAGAACCUUGCAACACUAGGAGAUGAUUUCAGCGUUACAAAAAUGUUAAAACAGAUGGAGAGAAGGUCGUCUUUCAGCCAGACAGCAAGUUACAGAAAUGGACAGGAAAGCAAGACUUUGAUAUCCAGUUCUCAGCCUAAUGACACCUCUCCUGAUGACUUCUCUGAUCUGAUGUCCCAGUCUACCCUAGGAAUGAGUGCUACACGAAGGAAGCCUAUAAAAGGGGCCGCUGGCCGUCCCAUUCAGUUUCGAUAUGAUGAUAUUGCAACUAGAGCCAGGAUGCAGGAGCAGUCUAAAGAGACAGUAACGGAGGGAAAACCGCAACGCUUGGUAUCUGUACGUCUUCAGAUUGUUCUCUUCAUCAUAGUAGCCUUUAUUGCCCUUGUCUAUAUCACGAUGGAGCGCAGCCCAGAAAAUCCUUUUGGUUCUGUCACAGAAGACCUUGCUGAAGGACGCCAACCCUAGGGUAAAAUGUACAUGUAAUAGGUUCUGUUCUUUCUGAGGAACAGGGUUUGAAGGUUUUGGAGCUUUUUUGCAAUACUUGUUUUGUUCAGUUUGGAUAAUGUUUUCUUGUAAAUUGGUGGCAUAUUUUUAGCAGCAGUUACUGUCUGAUCAAUGCUAAGCCUCCUCACCAGGUCUGCUGUCAUAUAUGGAUCACUGAAUUAUUUUAGUGAAGUGCGCUUUGAAUGUUUCAGAGAUGCUGUUCUGUAAUAAUGGCUUUGACUUAAAGGACAGUUCCAGGGAGAUUCUAGAGCCCUGCCAAUUCUUAAUACAGUCUAGACAAUAAAGGUAUGUGGUUUCCAAGAUAUAACUAGUGAUAAGCGUGGCUUCUGUUUCUUUCUGUAUAUUGGUUGCAUAUAUGUCAACAACUGCUAAUAAUAUAAAACAACACUAAUGUGAUUGUCACUGGUUUUAAAAAUAAAAAAAAUACCUUGAUUGCUGUGAUUUCUAAAUGGUAAGACCUGAUAUUGCGUCUUUAAAGGGGUUGUUUCACUAAGGCGACUUAUCCCGUAUCCACAGAAUAGGUGACAACUGUCUGAUUGCUGGGCCCUGGGGUCCAACCACUGGGGGGGCCCAUGCUUCCUGCUCAACUGGAGCGUCAGACAUACAUGCGCGCAGCUGCUCCAUUCAUGUCUGCCGAGCACUUGUACUUGCCGACCUCCAGCAGUUUUAUACAGCUGAAUGGAGCGGUAGACACUCGUGCGUAUCUGCCGCUCCAUUCAAAAGGGGAGCACAGGCCCCCUUUCUCGUUAAUGGCAGGGUCCACAGCAAUCUGACUCCCGUGGUGGAUCCCCUAUGAAUAGGGGGUUAGUCUUGUCUUAUUGAGACAAUCCCUUUUAAUACUGUCUUCCACAUCCUCUUAACUUUUAAAUGGAAGAUAUUUGUAGCAAGUCAUAGCUGUGAUAAACAAGGUUCAAUUCAAUGAAAGGUUACCGUUGCUUUAAUGCUUGACCCAUUCAGCAUUCACAGUUUCUGCAUGGCAGUGUUAUGCAAUACAGCACAGUUACAGAGGUGAAGACCGGUAGAUGUGUUCACAGUUCUUUUGGGGAUCAGUUCUUUGCUGCUAAUUUGGAUUGUUGUGCACUGUUUUUAAGCCACUGGGUUUGUGUUUUUCCUCCCAAAGCAGUUUUGGCUUGUUAUAUUCAUGUUAAGUUAUUUUUAUCUGUGUUUAAAUAAAGCUGUG
Messenger RNA from Bufo bufo (common toad), 2240 nucleotides. RefSeq names its product LEM domain containing 1 (gene LEMD1). Gene Ontology annotation, molecular function: DNA binding. Bases 8 to 1021 code for a protein of 337 amino acids. The transcript has 8 exons. The record is from RefSeq and is a predicted model, not a curated record. Lineage: Eukaryota; Metazoa; Chordata; Amphibia; Anura; Bufonidae.